This is a messenger RNA of Momordica charantia (bitter melon), 592 nucleotides long. RefSeq names its product DNA-binding protein S1FA. Gene Ontology annotation, cellular component: nucleus. Gene Ontology annotation, molecular function: DNA binding. The record is from RefSeq and is a predicted model, not a curated record. Lineage: Eukaryota; Viridiplantae; Streptophyta; Magnoliopsida; Cucurbitales; Cucurbitaceae. Gene Ontology annotation, biological process: regulation of DNA-templated transcription.
GCUGAUUUAUAUGAAUCUCCCAUUUCUUUAACAAUUUGCUGACAUUUUUUCCGUCAACGCUUCGCCGCCGUUCCGAUUCGUACAAAUCACCUAUAUUCAGGACCCUCCUGCCGGCCGAUCUAUCCGGCUUUGAGUCGCAAUCAUGGCUUCAUCCAAUGCCAAGGGAAAUGUGAUCAAUGAUGUUGAAGCAAAGGGAUUCAAUCCAGGGCUGAUAGUACUGCUGCUUGUUGGUGGGUUGCUGCUGAUUUUCCUUGUAGGGAACUAUGCACUUUACUUGUAUGCACAGAAGAAUCUCCCUCCCAAGAAGAAAAAGCCAGUAUCUAAAAAGAAGAUGAGGAAGGAAAGACUGAAGCAAGGAGUCUCUGCACCUGGAGAGUAAAGAAAAUUAUCUUCCCAAGGUUUCCUUCUCUGUAGAACGUUUUCAUUUUCAAAAUUUUCCUACAUAGACUGACCAGAGAAAGUUGUCACAGUUAUUUCUUUUUAUCUGCUGUCUUUAUUACCUCUUCAGAAAUCGAACUUGAUUAUGAUUUAUGAGUUCUUAUUUAACUCAUUACAUGGGCUCUCUUCUCAAGGUGCCAUUGACUCUUUUCUA